Messenger RNA from Durusdinium trenchii, 379 nucleotides. The record is from the annotation of a GenBank genome assembly. Lineage: Eukaryota; Dinophyceae; Suessiales; Symbiodiniaceae.
AUGGCGCCAGACGAGUCGACAUGCAUUUCGUUUCGCUUCAUGGGCCCCCCCCCCCGGUCGGUUCGUUCAGGGCACCCCGGGUGGUCCGGUGGUCCUUCCGUCCUUCGCCCGCAGGCACGGUCAGAGGGUUGGAUGGUUCAUGGGAUCGAUAUUGCCGGGUGGCGCGAACACGUGAGACGCCACAGUGAGGAAGGUAAGACCCUGCUGAGCCCUGCAGUGGAUGAUGUCCUACCAAACAUGGUGUGUCAGCUGGUGUUGGAUGCCUUUCUAGUCCUGGAACCCAACUGGAUCCAGACCUGGAAGGUCACCUGGAAUGGCCCACGAACAUGUUCUUCGUUGGACACCAAAAGUUUGCGAAGCAGGUUGCAUUGACUUUUGG